This is a messenger RNA of Arachis ipaensis, 1038 nucleotides long. The record is from RefSeq and is a predicted model, not a curated record. NCBI's taxonomy places the organism in Eukaryota, Viridiplantae, Streptophyta, Magnoliopsida, Fabales, Fabaceae.
AUGGCUAGGAAAGGUCGUUACACUAAAAAAGCAAAAUUAGGACCAGGAUGUCAGCAACCUCACACGGCUCCAUCUCCGGCUUCAGCUGCCCACGACUCUGAAAUGCGCCCAGACAGCAGUGAUAGUGUCCCUGCAACUGCACGCCCAUUCAUUCCUCCACGUAGUGUACCAAGGCCUGCUCCACAAACGAGCACAACUAACAUUCAGAACUCGGAGCCAGGCCACGUAAACUUGGCAGCCAAUGCAAAUAACGUAGAUUCACUUGAUCAACAAGCUGAUGACCCCGUUAUUAAUUCUAGUGCUCAGCGUCGCAAAAGACGCAAGACUACAGAGUUUUGGGCAGUUAAGAUAAUCGAUUCUGACGGCACAAUUAAGCCAACAAGACUAAGCGUGAGGGAGGCUAUGGAACGGCCUAACGGUAGGAAGAUCGUGCUGAGGUUCAACAGGGCAAAGCAAGCAAUUAGAGACGAAGCUGGACUAUUGAGUGGCGUGCUUGGUCUGCUGGAAACUGACUAUGGAAAAUUUCCUAUCUGUGAAAGAAGUUGGCGUAAGAUUACGACUAAAGACAAGCAAAUUUUCCACUUUGAUGAAGAUAUUGAAGGAACGAUCAAGAAAAAUAUUCUAAAAAGUAUGGGAAAGUCUUGGAAGGAAAGAAGGCUGAGGUUGUACGAUACUUUUUAUGAGCCAACACUUACGACUGAAGAAAACAUUGAGCAACGUCCGCCUGGAAUCGAUCGAGAGCAUUGGAGAUGGUUCCUUAACUAUCGUGCCGAAGAGGAGACAAAGGAGAAGUGCAAGAAAAAUGCGGCUAAUCGAUCAAAGCAACUAUAUACCCACACUGGUGGGUCGAAAAGCUUUGCACGGCGGAUGGAAGAAGAGUCGGAAGAACAAGGGAGAAGCAUCGGUAGAGGAGAGUUAUGGAUAAAAGUGCACAAAAAAAACGAUGGCUCCUACAUCAAUGAUGAAGCAAGAGUAAUUGGUGAGAGAAUUGAGGAGAUUGAGCAACAGGAUGAGUCUUCUAGAUGGACCGACUCCUAG